AUGCGAGGCCAGAUCAUCAACGGCGCACCAUUCCGCACCAUCACGGUGAAGCAGCUACACCCUACCUUUGCUGCUGAGGUAAUGGGCGCAGAUUUUACCAACAUGUCCGAUGAGCAACUUGACGAUAUCAAGCAGGCGAUGGCCAAAUACAACGUGCUUGUCUUUCGCAAAGCCGGUUUGAGCGACGAAGAGCAUGUUGAAUUCUCUCGAAAGCUCGGAGAGUUGCAUGAUCUCAAACUCCAUGUGAAAAAACACCGUUUCAAGCAUUUUGAGCUCUUCGACGUAGGCAACAUCGACGACGAUGGCAAGCCGUUUGCCGUCGACUCGCCUCGUACACUCUUUGGCAAAGACAGCCUGGCUGCUUGGGAUGAUCUAGACGAAGAUCUCAAGCAAGACUUGCUCGAGAGGGACUUAGUUGGCGCGCAUUCAUUCUUACAGCUUCGCAAGAAGGGAGCUCCCGAGUACUUCGCCGAUGUCGAUCCCUACAGCCAGCCCAUGGCGCGCCACCGACUCGUCUCAACACACGAAGCUUCCGGUCGCAAGACAUUGUACGUUGGCAACUACCUCCAUCACGUCGAGACUGCAGACGGUACACCGUUACCAGAAGAAGAGAAUGCGGCUCUCAUGAAGAAGUUGAUUGGUCAUGUAACACGACCUGAAAAUGUGCUGAGGUUGGAGUGGUACGACAAUGGAGAUAUGAUUGCAUGGGACAAUGUAUCGACAGUGCAUCGUGCUACAGGAGGUAGCUAUGAGGGCAAGUUUACGGGCGACAUGCGUAGGACGACCGUCAAAGAUGACAGUCCGGAGAGUUGGGGGCUCAACUCGACCGAAGAGGUAUCUGAGUCCGACAACGUUAACUUGAAGAGCCUAAACUUCUUCAAGAAGUAG
This is a messenger RNA of Alternaria atra, 888 nucleotides long. RefSeq lists its product as uncharacterized. Bases 1 to 888 code for a protein of 295 amino acids. Gene Ontology annotation, molecular function: oxidoreductase activity. The record is from RefSeq and is a predicted model, not a curated record. NCBI's taxonomy places the organism in Eukaryota, Fungi, Ascomycota, Dothideomycetes, Pleosporales, Pleosporaceae. The transcript has 3 exons.